This is a messenger RNA of Ailuropoda melanoleuca (giant panda), 3377 nucleotides long. It is a transcript of the gene GAREM2, whose product is annotated as GRB2 associated regulator of MAPK1 subtype 2. Bases 91 to 2088 code for a protein of 665 amino acids. NCBI's taxonomy places the organism in Eukaryota, Metazoa, Chordata, Mammalia, Carnivora, Ursidae. The record is from RefSeq and is a predicted model, not a curated record. The transcript is spliced from 7 exons.
CAGGAGGUGGCGGCGGGCGCGGGAGCCCGGGCCGCGCGGGACUGGCCGUCGGGGGCCUCGGGACGGCGGCCCCGGGAGGCGGCCCAUGCCAUGGAGAAGCUGGCGGCCGGGCUGGCCAGCCUGCGCUGGAGCAUGGGCGCCUUCCCGCUCGACCUCAUCGUCAGUCGCUGCCGCCUGCCCACGCUCGCCUGCCUCGGGCCAGGGGAGUAUGCCGAGGGUGUCAGUGAGCGAGACAUCCUGCUCAUUCACUCCUGCCGUCAGUGGACAACAGUGACAGCCCAUACCCUGGAGGAGGGCCACUACGUCAUUGGACCCAAGAUUGACAUCCCCCUGCAGUACCCAGGGAAGUUCAAGCUCCUGGAGCAGGCCCGGGAUGUGCGGGAGCCAGUGAGGUACUUCAGCAGCGUGGAGGAGGUGGCCAGUGUCUUCCCUGACCGCAUCUUUGUGAUGGAAGCCAUCACCUUCAGCGUCAAGGUGGUGUCGGGCGAAUUCAGCGAGGACAGCGAGGUCCACAACUUCACGCUGCACGCGGGCGACGAGCUCACUCUCAUGGGCCAGGCGGAGAUCCUGUGCGCCAAGACCCCCAAGGAGCGCUCGCGCUUCACCACGCUGCUGCGCAAGCUGGGCCGGCCCGCCCGCGCCUCCGGCCCGCCGGGCGAAGGCGACCAGGAGUACGUGAGCCCGGACUGGGCCUGCGCCCCCGAGCCCGCCGCGCCGCCCGCCGAGAUCCCCUACGAGGAGCUGUGGACGCACCAGGCGACCGAGGGCCUCGCCGAGGGCCGGGCCUGGGCACCCCCCGGACCCGACCUCAUCUCCUUCGGUGCCGCCGGGCCGCCCCGCCUGGAGCCGGAGGCGCCAUCGCCUCCCCCCGUCCCCCCCAAGUCCCAGGCGGUGAAGGAGGAGUGCCGCCUGCUCAAUGCCCCCCCUGUACCUCCCCGGGGUGGCAAUGGCAGUGGCCGGCUCUCGGGCAGCCCCCCGGUGCCCCCACGCUUCCCCAAGCUGCAGCCUGUCCACUCACCUAGCUCCAGCCUCUCCUACUACUCGUCUGGCCUCCAGGAUGGGGCAGGUUCUCGCAGUGGCAGCGGCUCUCCGUCACCAGAUGCCUACUCCCUUUAUUGCUACCCAUGCACCUGGGGAGACUGCAAGGCGGGCGAGUCCUCCAGCCGCCCACCCCCGGGACCCCUGCCCUCGACCACGCAGCCCAGCCAGGCCGCCCGGGCCCUUGCAGAGCCCCUGAGCGGUCGAGCCACCUCCCUCUUGGGGGCUGACACCCCCGUCAAGGCGUAUCACAGCUGCCCGCCUCUGUUCAAGCCUUCUCACCCCCAGAAACGCUUUGCUCCAUUUGGAGCUCUCAACCCCUUUUCGGGGCCUGCCUACCCUUCGGGCCCUUCAGUGGCUUCCUCUUCUGGGCCCACCACCAGCUCGGGUCCCCUGGCUACCUCCAGCCCUGCUUUUUCUCCAGGCCCGGGCUCACCAGGCCAGGCCUAUUCAGCUGCUCCCACCUCCUGUCCCACCUCCUGUCCCACCUCCUCCUCCCCUUCCUCUGACUGGCAGGAGCCGGCCCUGGAGCCCUUUGAUCCCUUUGAGCUGGGCCAAGGCAGUUCUCCAGAGCCUGAGCUGCUGCGCUGUCAGGAGCCCAGAACUAUGGGGGCACCCCGCCUUUCGCCGCUUGGACCCCCCAAGGCCUUUGAACCGGAAGGUUUGGUGCUGCGGCAGGUCCCCACCCCGCUGUCACCGGUGGCCCUGCAGGGGCCCGAAGCAGGCGGAGCACGGCUCCUUCUCCCCCAAGGGCGCCUGGAAGGGCCUCCUGCCAGUCCCCGGGAGGGGCCUGCAGGCUGGGGAGGCCGGGAUGCCUCCUCCUGGCAGCCCCCUGCUGACCUGUCUGCACUCUCCCUGGAAGAAGUCUCUCGAAGUCUGCGUUUCAUUGGGCUCUCGGAGGACGUGGUGAGCUUCUUUGCCCGGGAACGUAUUGAUGGCAGCAUCUUCGUGCAGCUCAGUGAGGACAUCCUGGCAGACGACUUCCAUCUCACCAAGCUGCAGGUCAAGAAGAUCAUGCAGUUCAUCAAAGGCUGGCGGCCCAAGAUCUGAGCCUCCCAGCGCGGAGGCGGCGGGGGUUAGCCACGGGGCUGUGGGGGCCGCGCGCCCGGAGCAGGUCCUCCCGCAACGAGAAUCUGUGCCGAGAUGGAGGCCGCUAGGCCACCCCUCAGGGUGAAUCCAGGGCAGACACACUUGGAAAUGGGGACGUCUGGCCUUUGUGCCGAGUGGGGAGGGGGCUGGAGGCGCCAGUGCGCACCUGGGCCUGGGGACACGUUGCUGUGAUUCCCGUGUGGGGGGGUGGUGUCAAAAGGAGGAUGGUGACCCGGCAUCCUCCCACGUCCUGACGCAGAACUUCACAGACCUCUCGCGCCGCUCAAGCUUGUAGGUGCAGGUUAGGCACAGGGAAGCAGGUGUCCGUAAUCUAAGCACAAAUUCCCCAUGUGCCCCCUUUCUCUGUUUAUGUUUGGCCUUAGCGGCCCCAGAGUCUGGGGGUCGUUUCUGUAUCUCUUGGGUGCCCUUCCUUUACCCUUUAUGAAUUCGGGCCCUGGGCCCUGGUGCAGGGGUGUCAAGGACGAGCCUGUGCCGCUGCGCCUCGAGGCUCCAGCUCCAUGCACUGCGGACCUGCCCAUCUAGUUAGCGCGGCAGGUGUCCCCUGACGGCUCUAGUGCCCGGGCUUCUGCCUUCCGCCCUGCCGGCGUGGGUCCGGUCUGAGAAGGUUCUUACUCUGUGGAUGAGCCCGUGGAUCGUGGUCAGCUGCUCCUGGAUUCUAGAGGCAAGUGGCCUUCAAUCACCCCCACUUCUGCUGUCUCCUGCCCCCUUCACUUGACUCUGGCAAACAUGUGGUGUCCUCCUCUGGUUUUCUGUCACUGGCACAGGUGGGAUAGGUGGGAAGGAGAAAGCACGUGGUUUGGGAAAACCGGCUCUUCCUGCUCCUGGAGCUCGGGCCUCCUGCCCUUGUUCAUAUGCCUCAGGUCAGGUGUCUGGGGUCUGGGUCCUGGGCUCGGCGAUCUGCUGGCGCCUGGAGCAGCUGGCCUUUGUGUACACCACCCGUCCCCCCGCGCUCUCCCGGUGUCACCCACCCCGAGCCACACUAACUGCUCACGCCACUAGCGUUGGGCCCUAGGCGGACCAGGCUUCUCUUCGGCCUUAUCUAGCCUACCUUGAUAUUUAUUUCCUCCAUUUUUCUCUUGAGUAGUGAAGCCGUGCUGGUGCUCGUGCCCCGCGCGGGGGAGGGGAGUCAGGAGUAGAGCACACACGCUGUCAUGCUGAAGCACUGGGUUUCCUUGCCGAUCACUCUGUGAAUCCUCAAGGACUCGGGAAAUAAACGCUAGAGAACUGAA